Molecule: messenger RNA, 1611 nt
Organism: Cuscuta epithymum
Lineage: Eukaryota; Viridiplantae; Streptophyta; Magnoliopsida; Solanales; Convolvulaceae
Source: the annotation of a GenBank genome assembly
GCUAGACACAAAUAAGUUCCAAAAAUACAUACUACUACGUAUAUACCAAUUGGGAAAGAUUUGAGCAAGUAGAAGAGGUGGAAACGAACUGCAGAAAAUAGCUUCGGGUCCAAUAUCAUUAACAUUUCUUAUAUAAGGUUGAAGUACAUUCAGCUAAGAUAAGGAUGCUGGGAUGGAAGGAGGCAUAGGAUUCAUGUGCAUAUCAUGCGCCUAUAAUGUCAUCUGAAGAUCCAAGUGAGCAUUCUGUGCAUGGAUCUGAACAUGCCAGCGCUCACCAUGAUGAAUACCAUGUUCCGAAUCCGUUCAUACAGCAGAUGACUGGACUGUUUCAGCAAAUCGUUCAAAAUGUGAUCCCGACUAAUAACGGAGACGCACGGGAGUCCAUUACGAUCGAGAAGCUAAAGAAGAAUGGCGCCUCCAUUUUCUUUGGAAAAAGGGGGGAUACUCCGGAAAUUGCUGAAUUUUGGCUUGAGCAAACUGCUCGAGUCUUAGAAGACUUACAAGUGCCGAUAGCCGAUCGCCCACGACAUGCUAUUAGUUUGCUACAACAUGGAGCCUACGAUUGGUGGAAAUCAGUACUUCUCAGACCUGAUCUACCGAGACCCGUGACGUGGGACUACUUCCAGGAACGCUUCAUAGAUCAAUUUGUCCCGGCCUGGUACCAAGAAGAACGAAAACGGCAGUUUAUGGAUCUGACACAAGGAUCCAUGACGGUGGCAGAGUAUGCAUAUGAAUUCCUUCGCCUGAGCAAGUAUGCUCCCGAUAUGGUAAGAAUGGAAGCUGACAAGUGCCGGAAAUUUGAGUAUGGGCUUAAUGAGGAAAUCGCUGGGCAGGUGGUUACCUUACGCCAUGUUAGCUUCACGUUGCUUGUGGGGGCCGCUCAAAGUUUUGAAGGGUGGCGCAGAAGAAAGACCACCAGGGGGACAUUUUCUUACUCAGCACCGCCAAUGAACUCGACAGGGAAGAGACAUGAAAGUGGAAAGGGAAAAUCUCAGAGUCGAUAUAAUGAAUCAUCUCGUGCCAAGUCCACGUCUGGUAGCAACAAACCUCGACCACCGGUUUCUCAGGUCAAAAGUGUCCCGCUAUGCUCGUUUUGUGGCAAACACCACAUCGGUGAAUGUAGAAAAGCCUCCGGAGCUUGUUUUCGUUGUGGCCAAAAGGGGCACAUGCUCCGACAAUGCCCUUUGCUUGUCACAGGUGAUGCCUCUUCAGCUCCAGUCCGCCCCACUCAGCCCCCACAGAUGAGCCAACAAACUCGUAUCCAAGGCAAUACUGGGAGCAACUCUGACACGGUAAACAGGCCUACACAGGGUCGUCCCCAGGCUCGGACUUAUGCCAUGCAGGCUAGAGAAGAGCAACCAGAGAAUGAUGUCAUUAUUGGUUGAAGUACAUUCAGCUAAGAUAAGGAUGCUGGGAUGGAAGGAGGCAUAGGAUUCAUGUGCAUAUCAUGUGUGUAUUGUUUAUGAAUAAACAAAUAAGAAGCAAGUUUGACUUUGAACUUAUCUGAUCAUUUUCGUUGUGUAAACGCUUCCGCAUAUUUUAAAUAUUUUGUGUUGUAUAAUAUUAAGUGAUUUAUGGCGAAUUGAUAUUUCAGGUAUCGAAAAAUAAGUU